AUGUGUGUUGCAUAUUUCAAUCAACCAAAUCAAGGAAGAAAUUGGACUGAAAUUAUUCUUCUCAUUAUUGAAGUUUUCACAUUCAUUUUAUUCUUCAUAUCGUUUUUCUCCUUAUGGUGGACUCCACUACCCUACAUUCUUUUGGCUAUAUUCCUCAUUUUGGUGAUUGUUAGUUUUAUUUUAUAUUUUGUUGAAGGGUACAACUAUCCACGUGGGAACCAAUGGAAGAGCCUAGGACGCGGUGAUAUUGCCUUGGUAACUGGAGGAUCAAGUGGAUUAGGUUUGGAGAUUGUUAAAUCAUUCUUGAUGCGUGAUGUUACGGUGUAUGUACUUGAUCGAAAUCCCGUUCCAUUGAAAUUAGCCGAGGAAUCAAAGCUUCAUUAUAUUGCUUGUGAUCUAGGAGAUGAAUGUGAAUUAAAGGAUAAGUUAAACAAAUUGGUUCAUGAGUUGAAUGAACAGAAACAGUAUAUUAGUGUUCUUGUGAACAAUGCCGGGGUCAGAGAUCAUCGAUCGUUAGUGAAUUUAAGUUUUGAUAAAGUCAAGGCCAUGUUUAAUAUCAAUACCAUACUGCAGGUUUACAUAUUACAAAAAAUAAUAUCCAAUCAUUUAUCGUAUAAUGGAAAUGGUAAAUUGUCUAUCGUUACAGUGUCCUCCAUAUUGGGCACUUUUGCACCAAAGAAUUUAUCAAUUUAUUCAGCAACAAAAGCAUCACAAAUCAUGUUGCAUGAGUCAUUACAACAAGAAUUGAAACAGUUUCCCAAGAUUAGAUUGUUAUUGGUGACUACUGGACAAAUGAAUACGGAAUUGUUUAAAGAUGUGAAACCCACUAAGCAAUUUAUUGCACCCGUGGUAGAUCAUGUUGAAUUGGCUCAAAAAAUCACAAAGAGGGUUGAUAGAGGGUAUAUGGGUUGUUUGGCAGCACCAAUGUAUGCGAAUUUUCUUCCAGGAAUAAGAACAGCACCAUUGUUUGUGCAGGACUUCUGUAGAUGGGUGAGUGAGAUCGAUGAUAAGGUCAAGGACAUUAUUUAG
This is a messenger RNA of Lodderomyces orthopsilosis Co 90-125, 1029 nucleotides long. RefSeq lists its product as uncharacterized. Gene Ontology annotation, molecular function: oxidoreductase activity, acting on the CH-OH group of donors, NAD or NADP as acceptor. The transcript is spliced from 2 exons. Lineage: Eukaryota; Fungi; Ascomycota; Pichiomycetes; Serinales; Debaryomycetaceae. Bases 1 to 1029 code for a protein of 342 amino acids. The record is from RefSeq and is a predicted model, not a curated record.